AGGGACUCUGUCUGGGCUCUGCUUCACGGCUCCUGGCUAGACAACAGCUGUCUGUCACACUUGGCGGGAGGCUCUUCCUCUGCACCUGCACUGUUCACCAGCCUGCUCCCCACAGGACAGUGUAUAUGGAGUGUGGGCUGUGUCUGCAGGAGCUGUGGCCCUGAGAGUCCUGAGGUGGCCUGUCUCCUUUGUUCCUGCUGUCCUAGAGUUUGAAUGGCCUCUUUUUAUGCCGGACUGUCUUCUUGGGACUCCCAAACUCUGGCAGUCAGGGGCACUAAUGCUCCCCAUAGCUCCCCUGGGAACUGUGAAACUGGGAUGUGGUGGGGGAAGUGGAAAGGGUAAGCCCCUUUCCUUUGAACUGUCCUGUCCAGCUCCCUUUCCUCCUAGCUCAGCCUGCUGCCCCAACCCAAUAGCACAGACCCCACACAUAUGUAGGCUCGUCAUGCCCGCAGGCUGGUCUUCCCUGACACCCUGGAUUUUGGCAAUGUUGGCAACAGAACCAGGUUGUGGCCCCAGCACCUGGAGAGAGGAAGUGCUAGAAAGGUAGAAACAAAAAAAGUGUUUUUGUUGUUGUUGUUGUUAGGAAACUGGAAAAGCAUGGGCCAAGGGGUUGGGCUAUGGUGGGGAUGAGGAGGUGGGAGUGAAAAUGAGGACUGUGUACUUGAGGCUGGGAUUGGGGAAGGUAGUGAUGAGGACAGAACAGGGAGUGGGAGGAACAGAAAGGGACAGAGGGAUUGAGGGACUGAGAGAGGUGAAGAAGCUGAACCACCCGGAGGGGGAACCUAGAACGCAAGCAGCAUGGGGCCCAACACCGGCUCCGGGCACACCUUCUCAGGCAUUCCUCAGGGACAUGCCAGGCUCCUUGUCCUCAAGGCUCUUGUAGACCGACGUGGGGACAAAUAGAACCCCGUGCGGUGGAGCUAUUGUGAAGAAGCAAAAAACUGCCCUGGUUCCGAGAGGCCGUCUUGGGGGAAGUGACGACUGAGUUAAGGUGGAUCCGGCUGGCGAUGGAAGGUUCGAGCCAUAUAAACCCGGGAACCAGGAGCCCUUGGCUACACUGUUCCCCGAGGGCCCCGAGUCUGCGGCUUCUUUAAGAAGGGAGGCGGGGGUGGUGGCAGCUGGCGGAAGUGACGAAGAGGGCUGGGGCCGCCAGCAGCGGAAGUCGGAAGCCGGGGUCUCAACUGCGCGUGGUGGCGAUGGCAGCUAGCGGGGCUGUGGAACCGGGGCCCCCGGGGGCUGCCGUCGCCCCAUCGCCCGUUCUGGUACCGCCGUCCGCCCCGAGUCACCUGUUCCGGCCCAUCAGCGCCGAGGACGAGGAGCAGCAGCCCACCGAAAUCGAGUCGCUGUGCAUGAACUGUUACCGCAAUGGCAUGACGCGACUCCUGCUCACCAAGAUUCCAUUCUUCAGAGAAAUAAUCGUGAGCUCCUUUUCCUGUGAGCACUGUGGCUGGAACAACACGGAGAUCCAGUCGGCAGGCAGGAUCCAGGACCAGGGAGUGCGCUACACUUUGACAGUCAGGACUCUGGAGGACAUGAACAGAGAAGUGGUGAAGACUGACUCUGCUACCACAAGGAUUCCUGAGCUAGAUUUUGAAAUUCCUGCCUUUAGCCAGAAAGGAGCUCUGACCACUGUUGAAGGAUUGAUCACCCGUGCUAUCUCUGGCCUGGAGCAGGACCAGCCUGCACGAAGGGCAAACAAAGAUGCCACAGCUGAAAGAAUUGAUGAGUUCAUUGUCAAACUGAAGGAGCUAAAGCAAGUAACCUCUCCUUUUACUCUGAUCAUCGAUGAUCCCUCGGGGAACAGCUUUGUGGAAAACCCACAUGCUCCUCAAAAAGAUGAUGCCCUGGUGAUCACAUACUACAGCCGGACCCGACAGCAGGAAGAGAUGCUGGGGCUCCAAGCAGAAGCACCAGCAGAGAAGCCAGAAGAGGAAGAUCUCAGAAAUGAAGUGCUCCAGUUCAACACGAACUGCCCAGAAUGCAAUGCCCCCGCCCAGACUAACAUGAAGCUAGUACAAAUCCCUCACUUUAAGGAGGUUAUCAUCAUGGCUACCAACUGUGAGAACUGCGGGCAUCGGACCAAUGAGGUGAAAUCUGGAGGAGCAGUAGAAGCCUUGGGCACCAGGAUUACCCUUCACAUCACAGAUCCCUCAGAUAUGACCAGAGACCUCCUCAAGUCUGAGACUUGCAGUGUGGAAAUCCCAGAGCUAGAAUUUGAACUGGGAAUGGCCGUCCUCGGCGGCAAGUUCACCACACUGGAAGGGCUGCUGAAAGACAUCCGGGAACUGGUGACCAAAAACCCUUUCACACUGGGCGACAGUUCCAGUCCUGGCCAGACAGAGAAACUGCAGGAGUUUCGCCAGAAGAUGGACCAGAUUAUCGACGGUGAUGUGAGGGCCCACUUGAUUAUGGAUGACCCAGCAGGAAACAGUUACUUGCAGAAUGUGUAUGCACCUGAAGAUGAUCCUGAGAUGAAGGUGGAGCGUUACAAGCGCACUUUUGACCAAAAUGAGGAGCUAGGGCUCAAUGACAUGAAGACAGAGGGCUAUGAGGCAGGCCUGGCUCCACAACGGUAGCAGUGGGUGGGUCAAGAGCCAGCCUCCAGCGCUGCUCAUUCUGCAGGUUAUUUAUUAGUAUUAGAAGGCUGGGAGUGCCCUCCCCACCAGCCCUUGCCCAUGGUGGGAAGGACAUCCUGGUCUGAAUCAGAGAUCUAGGCACACUUUCUAAACAGCUUGUGAUGCAAAUGCGAGCCUAUUGUGUUAUUUGACCUUAUUUUGGAGGUUUUGAAUUGACCUAGGAAGAAACCCAGAAAUGAACCAGGGGUAUGUCAUGAUCACUUUUUUCAUAGCAGGUCUUUAUCCUCCCUCCAUGUAAUGCUCUGUCCUCUUAAGGUUGGAACUUUGAAGUUGGAAUAAAUUUACACCUGGA
This is a messenger RNA of Callithrix jacchus (white-tufted-ear marmoset), 2928 nucleotides long. It is a transcript of the gene ZPR1, whose product is annotated as ZPR1 zinc finger. Gene Ontology annotation, cellular component: Cajal body; axon; nucleus. Gene Ontology annotation, molecular function: zinc ion binding; translation initiation factor binding. The record is from RefSeq and is a predicted model, not a curated record. Gene Ontology annotation, biological process: positive regulation of gene expression; axon development; positive regulation of protein import into nucleus. Lineage: Eukaryota; Metazoa; Chordata; Mammalia; Primates; Cebidae.